CUAGGUGGGGCGGGAACUGCGAAAGUCCUGGGGCCUGGUGUGGUCCAGGUGGGCUCAGCCCUGCUACCCUCUGUGAGCCUAGGUGGGUGCAGACCCCCCGGGCAGCCGCUGCGCAGAGUGGCUCCGCCCCGAACUGUCACGGACAGCGCAGGCAGGCGGAGGGUGCACCCCGGAGGCUGACGUAGUCGAAGACAUCUGCGGAGCCCAAAGUCGGCCCUGGCCGGCCAGUGACCACGGCCCUCAGGGCGCCACUCCCGGCCCCGCCCCAGGCGUCCCCGCGCCACCGUUUGGCGACACUGCGGCAGGCGGCGGGCGCGUUGCCAUGGCGGCCAGGCGCGCGUAGCUGGCGGUGCCCAGCUCAACCCGUCAGGCACAGAGGCGGCGGCCAGCUUGGAGGGGAUCUACAGGAGAAAGGACCCGCCAGAGAGGGGAUCUGAUCCAGAAGAAACCUGCUGGGGAGGGGAUCCCUGACCAGAACGUGGUCCAGGACCGGAGUUCCAACCUGCGCGCAGGCCCUGCUGAGCGCCAAGAUGCAGGCCAUGGACCCAACCUCCCGGGGCUUCUACGAGGAAGAUGGCAAGGACCUGGACUUCUACGAUUUCGAGCCGCUCCCCACCCUGCCGGAGGAUGAGGAAAACGUGUCUCUGGCUGACAUCCUCUCCCUGCGGGACAGAGGUCUCAGUGAGCAGGAGGCCUGGGCUGUAUGCCUAGAAUGCAGCCUGUCCAUGCGGAGUGUUGCCCACGCAGCCAUCUUCCAGACCCUGUGCAUCACACCUGACACCCUGGCAUUCAACACCAGUGGAAACGUGUGCUUCAUGGAGCAGCUCAGUGAUGACCCCGAGGGUGCCUUUGUACCCCCAGAGUUUGACCUGACAGGAAACACCUUUGAGGCUCACAUCUACUCCCUGGGGGCCACACUGAAGGCUGCCCUGGAGUAUGUGGCAGAACCAGAGCUGGAACCUAGGCUGAGCCCAGACCUGGAGGGACUGCUGAGCCAGAUGCAGGCAGAGGACCCCAGGGGCCGGCCAGACCUGGAGAGCAUCAUAGCCCUGUGCGAGGAGAAGAUGCAGCCUGCGUCCUCAUGCCGCCUGUGCCGUAGCCUCUCAGCCAUUGGAAGAAGGGUGCUCUCCAUUGAGUCCUUCGGAGCAUUCCAGGACCUCAGCGAGAACACAUGGAGAGGAAGACCUGCUCCAAGAAAUGUGGGACCCAAGAAGGUGCCAGGAGACCUCAGCACUGAUCCAGAGGCACUGUCUUCACCAAGGGCUCUGCUCCAGCCUCCUGCCUCCAAAGAUGCAGAGCAGGAGGCUGGUCAUGGUCCCAGAGCCCCCUCUCCCAAACCACUGCUAUCAGCCCCCAUGAGAAAUGGUGAGAGCCCAGGACAGGAAGGGCUGGCCAACCUUGUCCUGGAUACCAGGUGCCCCCUGGGUGAGCUGGACAGAGACAUCCUCAGGCGAAGCCGGCUGAAAAAAGCUCAGACAUUUCCCAGGCUACUGCAGGAAAGCACGGAGGCCAGCACCCUCUGCCUGUCACUGACCAGCUCAAGAAACCAGCUGACCAUAUCUGAGUUCUUCCCCCCAGACCCCAGGAAGCUCUUCCUGGAGGGGAAAAAUGGUCUUUCUGGCUUCAAGGCACAGUCCAAAAGCAGACUUUGGCCAGAGCAGGAGCCUGGAGUCCAGCUGGGUAAGGGACCAGGUGCAGGCCGCAAUCCACAUAGGAGUCCAGGAGCCUCAGGACAAUGGGAGGCUUCAUCUCCUAGCCAGGGACCUGUAGAGUACACACCUUUGCCCUGCCUUGUAGACCCUGAAGAUUCUGACCAUGAAGGCCAAAUAUCUAGGAGUGAAGAGGGGAUUCCAGGAGGAUCUGGACAGCUGGAAAGUGCAGCCAAAGCACAGAGCCUCUCCCUGCAGGACCUUCUGUCUAAACUAGGCCGGCCCUUCAGGGAGUACGAGCUGUGGGCCCUGUGCCUCUCCUGCCUUAGCACGCUGCAGACACAUAUGGAGCACCCAGCCCGCCUGUGCCUGGACAACGUGCUGGUGGCUGAGGACGGGACUGUGUUCUUCGGACCACCCCCUGCCAAUGGCUCCUACAACUCACUCUUCCUGGCUCCCGAGGUGGCUGAAGAGGAAUUGGUGACGGAGAAGGCCUCUGUCUACUGUGUGGCUGCAGUUCUGUGGACAGCAGCCAAGUUCAGUGUACCCCGAGACCAUAAACUGGCCCUGCCACGCAGGCUCAAGACACUCCUUCUGGAUAUGGCCAGGCGCCAUGCCUCGGAACGGCCAUCUGCAGCCGAGGCCAUCAAGGUGUGCAGCAGCUACCUCCUUCAGCGAGGCAUGGACAGCAGCAAGAUUCUAGCCCACCUGCGGGCAUCCACCUGCAAGGUUCAUCCAGAGGAAGAGACCAUCGGUCUCCAAAAUGCCUUCUCAGUGGUUGAACUGAAACCUCCCAUGGAGCCUGCUCCUGAGACUAGUCCAGGCUUCCUACAGGUCAGCAGUGAUACCAAGCUUGUCGCUGUCCCAGGGCCUGUGUCUAGUCUACCCCCUUGUUGCAAAGAAGCCCGUGAGCUGCCAGCAGCCUUCACCUCUGAGGCCACUCACUUUAAGCCCAUAGUCCUGGCUCAGGACACGGGCGUCACCAGAGACCAGUUUGCCUUGUCCUCAGACCCAAAUGAGAAGCCCAAAGUUGGAAAUGGUCAGCUGGACAGUGAGGGGACAAGAAAGCAGGCUUCCCAGGAGCAUGAUGAGGACACUGACCUGAAAACAGCUGACCAGCUGCCACCUGGUCUGGGACUACAGGGAGCAACUCCAGACCCUGCUGGUGACUCAGUGCCCCACAGCUCAGCCAAGGAGUGCUCCUGCCCACAUGGCCCUUCUCUGGCCACCCAGCAAAACGGAGCAUCAGGGACACCCAGCUCUCCUGCCUCUUCCCUGACCUCUGAGCACAGACCAGAUGGUCAGGGUCCACUAGGAACCACUCUGCCCUCAGGGGCCACCUCAGCCAGCCAAGGCCCUCAACACCCUUGUAAACCACCCAGAGGCAAAGCUGCAGUCAGUUCCGGCAGCCCUAGGGGCCCAGAUGGUCAUCUCGAGAAGCCUCGGCCAGCAGACCGCAAGCUCUGUCCAUCCAGUGUGGAUACCUCAUCACCCCCUAAGAUGACAGCCAGCCCCUCACUGCAGGAAGCCAUGCGUCUAAUCCAGGAGGAGUUUGCCUUUGAUGGCUACCUGGACAACGGGCUAGAGGCACUGAUCAUGGGGGAGUAUAUUUACGCCUUGAAAGACCUCACCUUUGCCACCUUCUGUGGUGCCAUAUCUGAGAAGUUCUGUGACCUGUACUGGGAUGAGCAGCUGCUGCAGAACCUCUUCAAGGUGGUCAAUGGGCCAGCCUCACCCUCUGAAAGCACUUCUGAGGAGCCUGGAUCCCAGCCAGAACACUCACCCAGCAGAUGCUCAGUGUCAAGCAAAAGGCCUUCCCUGCAUGGACUCGGCAAGGCGAAACCGGCCACAACCCGGGGCAGUGGGGGCCCCUGCUCACCCACAGCGCUAUCAGAUAUAGACUCCGACACGCUCUCUCAAGGAAAUUUUGAGGUUGGAUUUCGGUCUCAGAAGUCAAUAAAAGCCACACGAGACCAACAACCAGAGGCUGAAGUGGAUGGGCAGCAAGGCCCAAGCCAGGAACCAACCAGCAAUGCCUCCGACAUGGUGGCCCGGCUGGCCAAGUCUGAGGACGGUGGUCCAGCUAUGUCCCCAGGGGCAGCCGAUUUCCAGAACUGCAGCCCUGGCUGGUCCAGUGCCUUCUAUGAAGCUGACUGCUUUGGAGCCGAUGUCUACAACUAUGUGAAGGAUCUGGAGAGGCAGAAGGCCAAUGGACACACAGAACUGGAAGCCCAGAGUCCAGAGCUGGAGCAGCAGCUCAUGAUAGAGAAAAGAAACUACAGGAAGACCCUAAAGUUUUACCAGAAACUCUUACAGAAGGAAAAACGGAAUAAAGGCUCUGAGGUAAGGACCAUGUUGUCCAAACUUCGAGGACAGCUGGAAGAAAUGAAGUCCAAGGUGCAGUUCCUGGGCCUGGUCAAGAAGUACCUUCAGGUCAUGUAUGCAGAGCGCUGGGGGCUGGAGCCCUGUGCUCUGCCAGUGAUUGUGAACAUAGCAGCAGCCCCCUGUGAUACGCUGGAUUUCAGCCCCCUGGACGAGUCUUCUUCUCUUAUCUUCUACAAUGUCAACAAGCACCCAUGCAGCAGCCGGCAGAAGAAGGCCCGCAUCCUGCAGGCUGGCACACCACUGGGACUCAUGGCCUACCUCUACUCCAGUGAUGCCUUCCUUGAGGGCUACGUCCAGCAGUUCCUCUACACUUUCCGGUACUUCUGCACACCGCACGACUUCCUGCACUUCCUCCUCGACCGCAUCAGCAGCACCCUAUCCAGGGCUCACCAGGAUCCUACCUCGACCUUCACCAAGAUCUACAGGCGGAGCCUCUGUGUCCUGCAGGCCUGGGUGGAAGACUGCUACACUGUGGACUUCAUAAGGAAUGCGGGACUCCUGGGACAGCUUGAGGACUUCAUCUCUUCCAAGAUCCUGCCCCUAGAUGGCACUGCCAAGCACCUGCUGGGCCUCCUGGAGGUGGGCACUGAGCGGCGAGCUGACAGUACCUCUCGAGGUGCAGACCUAGAGGAUCCUAAGGAAGCAGAGGAGGACAGCAGACCCUUUAAUGCCCUCUGCAAGAGGUUCUCGGAGGAUGGCAUCUCCCGGAAGAGCUUCUCCUGGAGGCUUCCCCGGGCCAACGGGCUAGUGCUGCCACACCAUAAGGAGCGCCAGUACACCAUUGCAUCAGCCCUGCCUAAGCCCUGCUUCUUCGAAGACUUCUAUGGCCCCUACGCCAAAGCCAGUGAGAAGGGGCCUUACUUCUUGACAGAGUACAGCACCAACCAGCUCUUCACUCAGCUGACACUACUGCAGCAGGAACUGUUUCAAAAGUGCCACCCUGUCCACUUCCUAAAUUCACGGGCGCUGGGUGUCAUGGACAAAAGUGCAGCCAUUCCCAAAGCCAGCUCUUCUGAGUCUCUCUCUGCCAAAACCUGCAGUCUAUUCCUCCCCAAUUAUGUCCAGGACAAGUACCUGCUACAGCUUUUAAGAAAUGCAGACGAUGUCAGCACCUGGGUGGCUGCUGAAAUUGUGACCAGUCAUACCUCCAAGCUGCAAGUGAACUUGCUGUCCAAAUUCCUGCUGAUUGCAAAAUCUUGCUAUGAACAGAGGAACUUUGCAACAGCCAUGCAGAUCCUGGGAGGUUUGGAGCACCUGGCUGUAAGGCAGUCCCCUGCCUGGAAAAUUCUGCCUGCGAAGAUUGCUGAGGUCAUGGAAGAGCUGAAAGCCGUGGAGGUGUUCCUGAAGAGCGACAGCCUGUGUCUGAUGGAAGGGCGGCGCUUCCGGGCCCAGCCUACCCUGCCCUCUGCCCACCUGCUGGCCAUGCACAUCCAGCAGCUAGAGACAGGGGGCUUCACCAUGACGAAUGGAGCCCAUAGGUGGAGCAAGCUGAGAAACAUCGCCAAGGUGGCAAGCCAAGUGCACGCGUUCCAGGAGAACCCCUACACAUUCAGCCCUGACCCCAAGCUACAGGCUCACCUCAAGCAAAGAAUUGCCCGUUUUAGCGGGGCGGAUGUGUCCAUCUUAGCAGCAGAUAACAGGGCCAACUUCCACCAGAUCCCAGGCGAAAAGCACUCCCGGAAGAUCCAAGACAAACUGAGGAGAAUGAAAGCCACAUUCCAGUAGCCAAGGCCCCCAUCUGGGUGUAGACUCCGAGUGGAACCAGACCAGGGAACAUGGGUCAGGUGGAAGGAACCCCCAGGGCUGCUUGUGGAGGCUCAGGCCCACUGAGUGCCCUGGAGAACUGUUUUUACUUCCCAGAACAGAAUUGGAAGUGCAAGGGACUACCCUGAGGCCAUCCACCAGGAGGACUGAGCCAACUCCAACCUAGCCUUAUUCCCAAGGCAGGGUGGACACAGAGUUUGGUGGGCCUAUUCUUGCUAGAAUUUAAAAAAUCAAAUUUACAAACAAAAAGGGAAUAGAUUAAAAACAUCCCCAGAGCUUCAGAUUUCUCCUGUACCUGGGGUUCCCACCUAUUUUUCAUUGACCUCUCCAAAACCCAACACCCACCCACGUCUGACUCCAAAAAGAGCCCAAACAUAGCGCUUGCUGACCGGUGUUUUUGUUUCCACUCAGCAAGAAGGACCAAAACUAUCUUUUGCACUCGGCAGCUCCAAAGGGUCUGGAACCUUCCACUGGAGCCCAAGGUUUCUAGCAACCUGUCUUGGCCAGGUUUAUACUUCCACCCCAUCUACAGUCAAUCCUGCCAAGCCCUCCCUGGCCCUCUCAGCCUCCAGAGAGUAGGAGAAGCUGCUUCUCUGUCCCAGCUGGGCCUUCUGCCUCAGCAGUUGACCCACUCCACGGCCUGUUGCCUCCUGCCCCCAGCUUACAACAGCUGCAGUUGACAGGGAUGCUGGGCCGAGGCUCUUGCUCCCCGGAAAAGGGGAAAGAACACCGCACACCAACAGCAGCACCAACGCAGGUUCGCCUUCCGGGGGCCUCUGGGAGCAAAGUCCCUUUACUGCCACGUGGGCCCUGAGAAAGGCUGCCUACCAGCCUUCAGCAGCUGUGCAUGCGCACACCCAUCCACUGUGUUCCCUCGGCUCUGCGCUUUGUUAGACAAAGGUGUGAGCGAAGCUUGCUGCCUCGAUGGCAUCAGACACCUGGGUUUCUAGAUCCUCAACAGCUGGUGCUGGGCUUUGGCUCAGUGGGAAGGGGUCCACUGGCCAGGAGGGCUGAGAAUAUGAUGGAGUGCAGCAGGUGGGAAACUUCAUGUUGUUCAGACACAUAAGCAACUGGCACCAACCGAGCCCUGCCUGCCACAAGACCAAGACUGUUCUGUAUAUUAGAAGUAGGGAUUUUUGUAGUGAAGCAGCUAGUGGUAUUUCUAGGAAGCUGUGACUUGUGAUCAAAUGCUGGGAUUUUUAAUGCUGAGAUGUAUUUCCUCACAUGAAUUUGCUGGAGACACCAGGCCCUGCUUACACUGGAUGUAAGUGAGACUGGGAGUCCUGGCCAUGCACACGCAACUAACUGUUUUGGGACUUUUCUAUAAGGAUUAUGCUCUGUUGAUCAACGCCUACAUUUUCAGAUUUUGUAUCUAGUGCAGGAGAUAUCCAGCGCAAACCAGCAUUCCAAUGGUGCUGACUUGUUGCGUGGGGAAGUGGACAGGCUUUUGGCUUCAGCACUGUUUGCAUGGCACCCUGAUGUCACAAGGUACAGAUUUCUAAAUAAAGUCAUUUCUACCAAG
Molecule: messenger RNA, 7320 nt
Organism: Onychomys torridus (southern grasshopper mouse)
Lineage: Eukaryota; Metazoa; Chordata; Mammalia; Rodentia; Cricetidae
Gene: Kndc1
Product: kinase non-catalytic C-lobe domain containing 1
Exons: 30
Coding region: 531-5759 (1742 amino acids)
Biological process (GO): small GTPase-mediated signal transduction
Molecular function (GO): guanyl-nucleotide exchange factor activity
Source: RefSeq, a predicted model, not a curated record